AUGGCCCCCAGCGCUGUCUCCCAAGACGUGGCUAUGCCCCAGGCGACUGCCACCCCUCAGACCCAGGUCACCCUUGGUGGAAAGAUCAUCGCAAUUACUGGUGCCAACCGCGGCAUCGGUCUGGGUAUCGCUGAAUGUUGCCUCUCCAACGGUGCCGCCAAGGUGUACUCUAUCGACAUUGGUGAGACGGAAGAGGACUUUGCCGCAGUAUCUAAGCGCUACCCCGGCCAACUCUUCGCGGUCAAUGCCAAUGUGACCGAGGAAUCAACUGUCACGGCGGCAGUGGAUGCGAUUAUCGAGCAGGCCGGCGCUUUACAUGGAAUGGUAGUGAAUGCUGGACGUACCCACCACAAGGCGGCGCUAGACUUUACUAAGGAGGAGAUUGAGAAUCUCUUCAAUGUGAAUCUCUUCGGCGCCUUUUACACCGCACGCGCCGCGGCCCGUGCUUUUAUCAAGCUUGGAAUCAAGGGAUCGGUUGUCUUCACGGCAUCCAUGGCUUCCUACCGCCCCAAUAAGCGCGUUCCCUCCACCCCGUACGGUGCCUCAAAGGCUGGUGUCCGGAACAUGACUCACACGUUGGCAAUGGAAUGGGCACAAUACGGCAUCCGCGUGAACAGUGUAUCCCCCGGUCUGGUCAACACCGCCAUGACAUACUGGGUGCCCCAACAACCAGACUGGGAGCAACAACUCAAGUACUACGGCGGUUUCCCUCGGCUGGCUGAGGUGCAGGAGCUCGGCGGUGCCUAUGUAUAUCUGCUAAGCGACGCCGCGAGCUACACUACUUCCAUUGACAUCCCAGUGAAUGGUGUGAUUGGCAGUAAGUGCUGUCAGAUAUCUCGCAUAAUGGCCUACAAUCACUGA
Messenger RNA from Aspergillus bombycis, 861 nucleotides. RefSeq lists its product as uncharacterized. Lineage: Eukaryota; Fungi; Ascomycota; Eurotiomycetes; Eurotiales; Aspergillaceae. The record is from RefSeq and is a predicted model, not a curated record. The transcript has 3 exons. Gene Ontology annotation, molecular function: oxidoreductase activity, acting on NAD(P)H, oxygen as acceptor. The coding region runs from base 1 to 861 and encodes 286 amino acids. Gene Ontology annotation, cellular component: intracellular anatomical structure.